This is a messenger RNA of Cotesia glomerata, 824 nucleotides long. RefSeq names its product malignant T-cell-amplified sequence 1 homolog (gene MCTS1). Bases 131 to 679 code for a protein of 182 amino acids. Gene Ontology annotation, biological process: formation of translation preinitiation complex. Gene Ontology annotation, molecular function: RNA binding. The record is from RefSeq and is a predicted model, not a curated record. Lineage: Eukaryota; Metazoa; Arthropoda; Insecta; Hymenoptera; Braconidae. The transcript has 6 exons.
ACAGUGGUGCCAUAUUUAAAAUAAUAAAUUCAUGUGGUUUAUUAUUUUUUGUUUAUUUGCUGUGUACGUGUAGUUUAAAUUUAUAAAUUUAUUGAAUUUAUAAAGAAGGCGUAAGAAUAAAUAAGAUAAGAUGUUCAAAAAAUUUGAUGAGAAAGAUAGUGUUUCUGGGGUCCAACAAUUGAAAUCUUCGGUCCAGAAAAGUAUCCGGUCUAAAUUAUUAGAAUUAUAUCCGCAUCUUGAAAGUCAUAUUGAUCAAAUAAUACCAAAAAAAGAUUCUUUCCGGCUCGUCAAAUGUCACGAUCAUAUUGAAAUUAUGGUAAAUGGUUCUGGGGAACUGUUAUUUUUUCGCCAACGAGAAGGACCGUGGAUGCCUACAUUAAAACUUCUUCACAAAUAUCCAUUUUUCUUGCCAGUAGAGCAAGUUGACAAAGGCGCAAUAAAAUUUGUUCUCAGUGGAGCUAAUAUUAUGUGUCCUGGUCUGACAUCAAAGGGAGCAAAAAUGACUCAAGUGUCAAAGGGAACUGUUGUUGCUGUUAUGGCGGAAGGAAAGCAACAUGCUUUAGCCGUAGGUGUGACUACACUAUCAACUGAAGACAUAGCGAAAAUAAACAAAGGUGUUGGUGUUGAAAAUUGUCAUUAUCUAAACGAUGGUUUGUGGCAGAUGAAACCCGUCAAGUAAUAAAAAAAAAAAGAUAAUUAAGGUCUUAUUUAUACACUAAUUUAUAUCACGAUUAAUGUGAAAAAUUGGACAACCUUGUCAUUAAUUAUUGCCAUUGAAUAUUGGUUGUAAUUUUUUAUUUGUAUAAAUGAAAUCAUCAACUUUA